Letharia columbiana is the source of this 1035-nucleotide messenger RNA. RefSeq lists its product as uncharacterized. The transcript is spliced from 4 exons. Bases 1 to 1035 code for a protein of 344 amino acids. Lineage: Eukaryota; Fungi; Ascomycota; Lecanoromycetes; Lecanorales; Parmeliaceae. The record is from RefSeq and is a predicted model, not a curated record.
AUGGCAGAACAGCAGGAGAACCGCACCCCGACCAUUGUCGCUACUGUGACAGCACUAUGGGUAUUGUCGUACAUUGCAGUCGGAGCACGCUUUUGGGGCCGGUUUGUUGGAGACAGCAAGUUGUGGUGGGACGACUGGCUUAUCCUUCUCGCCGCGGUAAUGCUCGUUCCGGCUCUGACAGCAGACUUGAUUGAAUGUCAUCUCGGCGCUGGAAAACACGUGCAAGCCGUGGUCCAGGACCAUCCAGGGAAUAUCGUCCACUUUCUUAAGGCCAUCUACGCCGGAGAAAUUUUCUAUCCACCCAUUAUCGUCUGCAUCAAGUGUAGCAUCCUUACCCUCUACUAUCGACUCUUCGGCAUUAGAAAGGGGAUCGCUCGCGUUUGCCACGUCCUCCUGGGCAUGACGGUGGCAUGGGGCAUCGCAACUUUACUCCCUGCGGGUUUUCAGUGCAAGCCUGUCCACGUGGCGUGGGAUCCAACGAGCACUAGAAAUGAAUGUUUCAAGCUGAGGCCGUACUUAGUAGGCACGAACGUCGCCAACGUUCUUCUCGAUUGUGCGAUCUUAGUGACGCCCUUAUAUCCAGUUUGGCAGUUGCAGCUGCCGAGAGCAAAGAAGGUUUUGAUCAGCGGCAUUUUUGUGCUAGGUGCUUGCGAAACCGCGUUUAGUAUCGUCCGCCUCGUAGAGCUUACCAGUCUUGACAUCUCCGAUGUGACCUGGGACUACCUGCCCCCAAUCAUCUGGUCAACGGUCGAAAUUUGCGUCGGAAUGUUCUGUGCUUGUCUCCCGGUGAUGGCGCCUUUGGUCCCGAAAUUCAUGCGAGGGCGAUCUGGCCCCAAGGAACCUUAUGAUUACUCAAGCUUCGGACCAACGAACACAGCAAGGGUGACGAAUGGUUUUGCGAAGCAAGAAUUUGAUAGGCUCGAAGAUGAUACCGCAGGUUUAGUUCUGGGUAGAGAUCAUCAGUUGAGUAUCAGGCAGACUACCAACAUAGACGUACAUGAGGAAGGUAGCAUAGCCUUACAUACAAUGGCUUGA